This is a messenger RNA of Pimephales promelas (fathead minnow), 8776 nucleotides long. The record is from RefSeq and is a predicted model, not a curated record. NCBI's taxonomy places the organism in Eukaryota, Metazoa, Chordata, Actinopteri, Cypriniformes, Leuciscidae.
UCUUUCUUAACCGCCGUGCGCUUCAGUGAAACACUGCGGAAUAAAUCCAACGUAAACGCAGUUAUACUUUAUUGCCUUGCGGACUAUAAUCAUCUCUCACGUGCCUGUUUAUUCGUUAGGAAAAAAAUCCCGUAGGAUCUGUUUCCUCCCCCCUCUACUCAAUGGUGUGGGAUCCUCCUUUUCUCUCGCAUUAGCGCCUUUCUGGUGCUGCAGUAUGAACGUAUGAACGGACACAGCCAGGCGGACUGAACUAGUACCUGCGGCUUUCGGUUAAAAAUGUUUUACGCUGGUGUGGGAUUUUGGAAACGACUUCAAGGCGGACACGUGGAAUAAUAGUAUGUCAUCGUUUUGAAAUUAGUUCUGGAGACGUGCACAGGCAAACGCGUGUCAUUGUUGAUUGUAAGGAUCCAUGAAAUAAAGGGUAAAAAUGGCCUAUGGCGGUAGUUGAAUCGAAAAAAGACAGACUCUGUGCGAGCUGGACGGGGCUUGUCCCAUAAUCCUUGCUUAUCGGGUCAAGAGACCAUGGGAGAUGGAGGCGUCAAUGCGGUGGGAGAAGGGGUGAAUCAGUCCCAUGUGCUCUUUGACCGCUUCGUCCAGGCCACCACCUUCAAAGGCACUCUCAAGGCUUUUCAAGAGCUUUGUGACUUCCUGGAACUCAAGCCCAAUGAAUACCGUGUGUUCUACCACAAACUCAAGUCCAAGCUCAACUACUGGAAAGCCAAAGCCCUCUGGGCCAAAUUAGACAAGCGCGCCAGCCACAAAGAAUACAAAAAAGGAAGGGCCUGUGCCAACGCCAAGUGUCUGAUCAUUGGAGCUGGACCAUGUGGUUUACGUACAGCCAUAGAGCUGGGCUUCCUUGGAGCCAAGGUGGUUUUGUUGGAGAAGAGGGAUGCAUUCUCCAGAAACAAUGUGCUCCAUCUUUGGCCUUACACCAUUCAGGAUCUGAGGGGUCUUGGAGCCAAGAAGUUCUAUGGCAAGUUUUGUGCUGGAGCCAUCGACCAUAUCAGUAUUCGCCAAUUGCAGCUGAUGCUCUUGAAGGUGGCUCUUCUUCUUGGCAUCGAGAUCCACGUCAACGUGGAGUUCAAAGGCCUCAUUGAGCCACCAGAAGACCAAGAGAAUGAGAGAAUUGGCUGGAGAGCCGAGGUACACCCCCGAACACAUCCAGUCAAUGAGCUAGAGUUUGAUGUCAUAAUUGGGGCUGAUGGGAGGAGAAACACACUGUCAGGGUUCAGGAGGAAGGAGUUCAGGGGCAAACUGGCUAUCGCUAUAACAGCAAACUUCAUUAACCGCAACACAACUGCAGAGGCAAAGGUGGAAGAGAUCAGUGGAGUUGCCUUCAUCUUCAACCAGAAGUUCUUUCAGGACCUUAGAGAAGCCACAGGAAUUGACCUGGAAAACAUUGUCUACUAUAAAGAUGACACGCACUACUUUGUAAUGACUGCCAAAAAGCAGAGUCUGCUGGAGAAGGGCGUCAUUCUACAUGAUUAUGCUGACACAGAAAUGCUGCUCUCCAGGGCCAAUGUUGACCAGAAGGCUUUGCUCUCCUACGCUAGAGAGGCGGCAGAUUUCUCUACCAAUCAGCAGCUUCCCAAACUGGAUUUUGCCAUCAACCACUACGGCCAACCUGAUGUCGCCAUGUUUGAUUUCACCUGCAUGUAUGCCUCUGAAAAUGCAGCGCUUGUCCGCCAGCGCAACGGCCAUAAGUUGCUAGUAGCCCUGGUGGGGGACAGCCUUCUAGAGCCAUUUUGGCCAAUGGGCACUGGAAUAGCAAGAGGUUUCUUGGCAGGCAUGGAUGCAGCGUGGAUGGUGCGUAGUUGGGCUAAUGGAAACACCCCCCUGGAGGUCCUGGCUGAACGGGAAAGUAUCUAUCGGCUGCUUCCACAGACGACACCAGAGAAUGUGAGUAAGAACUAUAGCCACUACAGCGUUGACCCAGCUACACGGUACCCCAACAUCAGCCUUCACCAAGUGAGACCCAAUCAGGUACGGCAUCUGUUGGACACCGGAGAAACCAGGGAUUUGCGUGUUGACAUGGAGAAUGUGGUCAACUCUUCAACUCCUAAGCUCACAAGAAAUGAAGUUCUGCUUGAGAAGCAAUUGCAAGAGUCCAUCGUUCGCUCCAGUAAGCUGCUGAACUGGUGUCAGAGGCAGACGGAGGGAUACCGAGGUGUCAGUGUGUCUGAUCUCACCACGUCCUGGAAGAGUGGCUUGGCGUUGUGUGCGCUAAUCCACCGAUACAGACCAGACCUCAUUGACUUUGACUCGCUGGAUGAGAAAGACGUGGAGAAGAACAACCAGAUGGCGUUUGACGUGGCUGAAAAGGAGUUUGGAAUUUCUCCCAUCAUGACCGGGAAGGAGAUGUCUGGUGUGGUGGAGCCUGACAAGCUGUCCAUGGUGAUGUACCUCAGCCAGUUCUAUGAAAUGUUCAAGGACACUGUGCCACCUGGUGAAAACCACAAUCUGAGCCCUGAGGAGAAGGCUGCGUUAAUUGCCAGCACUAAAUCACCCAUCUCAUUCCUCAGUAAACUGGGUCAAAGCAUCGCCAUCUCACGCAAACGAAACCCCAAGGAUAAAAAAGAAAAGGAACUUGAUGUACUUGGGAAAAGACGAAAGACCAGCCAGACUGGACAGUCAGAGGAUGAAGAGCUGCAGAGGGUUAAUCGAGACGAAAGGCCCUCUAUAGCUACAGCUCUGGCAGAACGUAAAAUUGACUCGGCUGCAGCAGCAAACAACAACAACAAAGUGAAGUCAAUGGCCACGCAGCUGCUAGCGAAGUUUGAGGAGAACGCACCAACACAGUCUACUGGACUCAAAAGACAGGGGGACUCUAUGCCUAAUCUGGGGCUCCUGCUGACCCCAUCUCUGCCCACCCCCUCUCUGAAAGAGUCAGUGCGGCUGGCUUCAGUCCCUGCAUGGAGGAAGGGUUCCUUGCGAAAGGAGUUCCCUCAGAACAUCGGUGGCAGUGACGUGUGUUUCUUCUGUCGGAAGCGUGUCUACGUGAUGGAGCGUCUCAGCGCGGAAGGAAAGUUUUUCCAUCGCAGCUGCUUCAAGUGCGACUACUGUGGCACCACCCUCCGCCUGUCCUCGUACGCCUUCGACGUUGAGGACGGGAAGUUUUACUGUAAACCGCACUACUGCUACCGACUUUCUAGUGUGGCACAGAGAAAACGGCCUGCACCUUCCGCUGCUCCCUCAAACCCCAAGGAGCCCCAGGUGUUGGCGGUAGCCCCCAACACAGUGGACGCCCCAGGCCAAGCCAUAACUUCUCAGGCCCCUGUGGAACUCCGCCCCUCAGUGACAGAGGUGAACGGGCUUACAGAGCCCAGCGUGGCCAAACGUCUUAAAGGGACUCCGGAAAGGAUCGAGCUGGAGAACUACCGUCUGUCUAUGAUGAGAGAGGAGGAGCUGGAGGAGGUGCCCGAGGAGACACAGGCCGAGCACAACCUCAGCAGUGUGCUGGACAAACCCACCAACAUUGAGGAGGGAUCCAGCAGCUCAGAGUCUGAUAUGGAAGAAGAGGAUGAAGAACCGGAAGCGACCGGCCCGUCCGAUUUGGGUGGGGUGCCUUGGAAAGAGGCGGUGGAGCUCCACACUAAAUUAAAGGGAGAAUGCGACCCUGGUGCAGCUGAAGACGAAGACGGCCUUCAUUAUGAUGAUGGAGAGAUGAAUGAGGAUGAAGAGGAGGAGGAAGAUGAUGAAGAUGAGGAGGAGGAAGAGGAGGAAUCAAGUGAUGCUGGGAACCUGCACAUCCAACAAGCUAUUCAUCCAGUAGACCCUCUGGACAACCAGAUGGACAAACACUGUACAUCCAAACAGGCUGAAAGGGUGGUGGAGGGCUCCUCGCUGUCACCCUUAGGCUCUCAGCCCUCGCUGAAUACCCAGCUCACACAGCCCACCUCUUCCACAGCCCCCUCCCACAAAUCCAUACGUCAUGAGGCUGUCAGAGCCUGGUUGGACUCGAUGUCUGAAGAGCCUUGUGAAGAGGAUGACGAUGCAGAAGCAGGCAGUCCUGACUUUGAGCCGGGUACUGAAAUAGAUCAAGAGGACAUUCCCUCAGAUGCAGAGGCCGAAGCUCGUUCACAUUGCAUAGACGAAGUGGUGACGCUUCCAGUGGAUAUGGGCAAACCAGAGAGCCAGGGACAUGUUUUCAACACUGAGAAAACAUCUGCAAAUCCAAGGGAAUUGAUUGUGGACGUUGUGCUGUCUCCAAUCCAAAAACCUGCUUUGCCCAUAGAGGAGGUGAAAGAAUUUUCUCCUGUAAUACUAGUUAAAUCUCCAGGUGCACGUUUCUUCCCUGAGCCCUAUCUACCUGGUAAUGCCAAACUGAAUAUCCCCUCGCCUCAGAGUCCUGAUGCUAAAGGACCCCAUUCUCCUGUUGCUCAAAUUGUUACUCUAUCGCCCAUCUGCUCCCAACCUGUUCCACAACCAGAGAUGGCAUCUCCCAAAUCACCUGUCCAGCCUUGUGCUUGUUCUCCAACAGGUAAUCCUUUGUCUCCAAUGUGUACCCAAUCACAACCCUGCCAUGAGCCACCCUCACCCCUCUCCACAAGCUCUCCUGUCAGAACUCAGCCAGUACCAGCAGUCACUUCCACUCCUUUGGCUAAACCUGCUUCCGAGAACCGAAACAAUGGACCCUUGAAUGAUUCAGCACCUGAGGAAACCCCCGUCAAGAAAACGGACCUCAUUGAAGAGUUCUGGAUGAAGAGUGCCGAGAUCAGAAAAAGUUUAGGACUCUCGCCUCUAGAUCGAAGCAAAAUAACGGGUGAGAAGAGCAUUGUGAAAGCUCCAACGCCUGAAUCAUCAUCUCCCAGGUCUUACACCCCAGAGGACUUGUCUGAAGAGCAGAAGCCUACUUUCACAGGGCGUUCUAUCAUACGCAGAAUCAAUAUUACCUUGGAGGGUCAGGUUAUAUCUCCAGUGGAACCUAAGAGCAAUAGUUCUGAGAAGAAAGACUUCAGCAGCAGUUCAGGGUUGGGUCUAAAUGGAAGCGUGACUACCAGUCAGACAGCAACUAGUGACAGCUACAACAACUCUGAUUCUACCAUGCUCACACCUCCUUCCAGUCCCCCACCACCCCCACCUAAUGAGGAGCCAGCUGCUCUCCAAAACAAAAGGCCUCAGGCUUCCUGGGACAACCUCCUUGAAGGUACUGAGGAACCCAAAUCUGAGGCUAUGCCUCCUAAACCUAAGACUCCAGUUAGUCCUCCUCAACCACAAUCAGUUAUGGCUCCAGUGCCGACCCGUAGAACUAACCCACCUGUUGUGAUGAGGGUAAAGGAACCGAAUAAACCACGGCGCGAAGAAGUAAGGAAGUCUUUUGUAGAGUGCGUAGAAGAGAUACCAUUUGCUGACGAUGUUGAAGACACGUACGAUGACCGCACUCCAGAUACAAGUGGUCUGGAAAAAUUCUACACCCCGCCAACCAGCAAGGUCAAUCGGGACAAGCCUCCUUUCCACCUGGCACUGGCAAUGGAGAAUGGCAAGCCCAGCAUUACUGAAGGAGUUUCCCGGACAGCAAAAAAUCCCCAACGUUUUUCUCCUGAAGCCAAGGAGAUCGCAGAAGAGCGAAUGAGGGCACGGGAAAAGUCUGUGAAAAGCCAAGCUCUGAAAGAUGCUAUGGCCAAGCAGCUUAGUAAGAUGAAAGAAACAGAGGCUGCCAAGGGUGCUGUGGCAAAAGUAGCCUGGAAUGUUCCAGAGACAACAGGAAAAAACAAAAAGCAAUUAAAUGCCUCCAAGGACUCUGCGGUGAAGGCCUUGGAGUCCAAAAAGCAGACAGACACACCGGCCAUGAAGACCUUGGACAGUUCAGUCACAUCUUCAGAGAGCUCCACAGGAGGCAAAAGCAAGAAACGCAGCUCACUGUUUUCUCCACGCAAGAACAAAAAGGAAAAGAAAGCCAAAAAUGAAAGACUAUCUGGCACAGAAGAAACGCCACCCAAGCACAAGUCCCUGUGGAAGGCGGUGUUCUCUGGCUACAAGAAGGACAAAAAGAAAAAAGACAACAAGUCAUGCCCUAGCACACCCUCAAGCUCUACAACUGUAGACUCAGGGAAGAAGAAAGAGUCACCUUUGGACAGGUCCUCAGAUUUACGUCUGAGGAGAAAUCUCAGCUUUUCUGAGGACUCUGAUCUCUCCUGUGAUGAUGUUCUAGAAAGAUCCUCUCAGAAGUCCAAGAGUGAUCGCCAUGUGGACCUGUUUGACUUGGUGUCAGAUUUGAAAAAAGAGACGAUUAAAGAUGAAAGAUCCAAAGAAAAGGAAAAGGACAGGGCUAUGGAAAAAAGACGAUUGAGGGAAAAGGGCAAGGAAAGGUCAAAAGAGAGGGAGAAUGAGAAAAAGAGGGUGAAAAUGAAGGAUAUGGAACAUGAGAAAGGAAAAGAGGAAGAGUCUGUUUAUGUACCUCAUGCAUUGGCGUUCAAGAGAUCGUAUGCCACAAAGAAGACGUACACUGAGGAGGAACUCAACGCCAAGCUGACAAGAAGAGUACAAAAAGCUGCACGGAGGCAGGCCAAGCAAGAGGAGCUCAAGAGGCUCCACAGAGCCCAGAUCAUUCAGAGGCAACUGGAGCAGGUGGAAGAGAAACAGAGGCAGUUAGAGGAGAGAGGUGUCGCGGUGGAAAAGGCGCUGCGAGGGGAAGCAGGGUUGUAUAAAGGUUCUAGUGUUAGUCCAAAACAGCGUAAGAGACGCUCAGACUAUUGGGGAGAGUCUAAUUACAGUGAGAUCCUGGAUUUGCAUCUGGGCGUUGAACCCUAUGUCGGGACCCCUCGCCGAAGAGCCCUGUACCUCUGCCCCUGCUGUGCCCCUAAAGGAAUGGGUAAAAAGGACGAUCCAAAGCUGAUGCAGGAAUGGUUUAAACUGGUCCAGGAGAAGAAUGCCUUGGUGCGCUAUGAAUCGGAGCUGAUGAUAUUUGCUCGUGAGCUGGAGUUGGAAGACAGACAGAGUCGACUACAACAGGAACUACGAGAACGCAUGGCAGUAGAUGACCAUCUGAAGACCGAGGAAGAGCUGGCGGAGGAGAAGCAGAUUCUCAAUGAGAUGUUAGAGGUCGUUGAGCAAAGGGAUUCUCUGGUGGCCCUGUUGGAGGAACAGAGACUUAGGGAGAAAGAGGAGGAUAAAGACCUGGAGUCUGUGAUGCUCUCCAAGGGAUUCAGCCUCAACUGGGCUUAGCAUAACAACGAUGACAUGGUUCUGACCGCCAGCGUUUCCCAGUUCCACCGCAGGGAAUGUAAAAAAUUGCACAAAGAUUCGGUCUGUCUCCCCCCUCGUUUUUUUGGGCAUGUCAACACAACGUUUACAAAUCCACUCACGAGCACGAUGAUGUUGUUUACGAGUUCUCCUGGCACAACUCAGGGCGUUUUGUCCCUCGGCAGCCAAGGCAUUGGUUCCAUCCAAGACGUUCUCUCAGUCAGAACGAGAGAAUGGAGACAAUUUUGUUUUAUUAUUUUGAUCUUGAAAGGUGACAUAUCUAUCCUGCUGAUGUUGAGGAAGUCUUGAGACUAAUGAUCCUACAUAAAGCCAGUCUUGUUUUUCCUAGAAUAUCUGGUCAAUCAACUGUUACGUUUUCAGCGACGACAGGUGUUUGGACUUGAUUUCCUAUAAUGCAUUUUCUACCUUGACUACUGACUGGAAAAAUUCAGCUUUUUCUUUGCAAUCGCACUCCUCUCCUGUUUAAUACAACACUAUAAGCAUCAGACCUCCAUUCAACAGAUGAAUGCAGUCUUGUGCGGUUCACAGAUAAGCAUGUGAUGGACUUCUGUAAUUGUCACACACCCUCAGUGACCAGCACAUGUUGUGUUUGUAGCAUUGACAAUUGUACAAUUUUCAAAUUCGUCAGUAGCCACCUGAUAUUAUGGAUAUUGGUGUACGCUGGGAGCGAAAAUUUCUUUGUCACAUACUUCACUGAUGUUGGUUUCCAUUUGUCUUGAGUGGCGUUACUAAACAUAUAUCCUACAAACCGUUUACAAUCAUUUAUCAGCCAUAAAUAUCUGAUACUUGUACUAUAGUUUACAUAAAGCAGUGGAGUAUAUAUUAGUAUAUAAACUUCCUCAAUGCAGAUAGUUCAUAAGAAUACAUAUACACAUAAUAUGCAUUGAUAUACAAUCAAAUGCAUUAUGCAUUUUGUUGGUUGGUCAGUGGUUUUUGGAACAGUUAUCAAAUCAGAUCAAAUGAGUUUGUGCCCAUAUUCACAUUUAAUUCUCAGGCACCAAGGUUUGGUGUUGUAUUUUCCACUUUCUCCAGGUUUGGAGCAACAUGCCUUUUUUUAACUUUUCAUGCAAAGGCUCCUCACAUCCACGGAGUUUACUUAUGUUUUCAGAGUGUUUUAUUUAUAAUUGUCUUUAAAAUUAUAUCACAUGAAAACGUUUCAGCACUGUCGACCGACACCAGUGCUUAUUAACUGCAGGGGCUCGUAGUCAUGCUCGAUUUGGAACAGGAAACAUCGUUAUUGCAAAUGACCAUGCCUUUUUCUCAGUAAGUGUACAUUUCAUUUUAAUCACUGUUAAGCUGUAUAGAUGGGCACAGAUGUUGUUUCUUUUUGUUUGUUUGACUUGUAAGUACAGAUAACUGUGAAUGAAAACACAUGGUCAACAAUAGUUAGACUGUAAAAUGUUUGACAGAUUUUAUGGUAUUUAUUAACGUGUGAAAAAUGUAAAGUAUUGUAAAGUAAAUCAAUCCUAAUUUUUAAAAAAUAUGUUGGGUCUUGAAAAUGCUUUAUGUUGCUAAUUUGCAUAUAGAGUGUUGAAUGUAUGCAGAGGCAAUAAACAAUGCAGUUGUUAAAAAA